CUUUUCAUUUCUUCCUAUGAAUCGACGUUUCUCUUUCAUUUGCAACUUGUUUGUUUACUAAGGGGGCCAAAAAAAAAAAAAAAAACAGCCUGCACAUACCACUGCCGCCUUUGGUUUAUAGCUUCUAAAUCCAACUAGAGAACUAGGUUGUCUUCAUUUGCUCAGCUAAUUCACUACAAGUAAAAUCACAUGGAUUGGUAUCUCUGUAAUGGUAUGGAGGAUCUUGUUGUCCCCAGAAAUCAAGAAUUAGAAGAUAAUAUCCCUUCCCCAGAAAGUUGGUCAAAAUGGGAAUUCAGCCCUCCUGCAAAUUUUAACGAUGAAUGCUUUGGCGUGGACACGAAUUUAAGUGGUGAUAAACCCAAGUUUAGCGGCAAAUUAUGCCAUGAUGUAGCUGAUGUUAAGGAUCCAUCAAUCUGUUCGAGUGUAUAUGGAGGUUUCUUGAAUCAGGGUCACAUUUUUCAACAGCAGACGGAUUACCAGCUCCACGAUUUCGGCAGAUUCGAGCAGCUCGAUGACAUAUUCUUGGGUUCCUUAUUGGAAGAUCCUACUUGGAGUGAAGAUCUUCAAAAAUCGUUUUGCUUUUCUCCUGAGUACGAGUGCGAGACGAUGGCAACUGAUCAUCUUCUGGAAGAUGCAUCUUUUGCCAAAAUAUUGGUUCCUCCUGAACAGAUAACUGCAAACGGACUUGUCUCAAAAGGAAUUUCACUUGAAGAAUCGGUUUUGAAGGAGCUUGAAACGGUGACGGCUCAGCUGUCUGAUAAGACUCGAAUUUGCUUCCGAGAUGCAUUUUACCGUCUUGCCAAGAACUCGAAACAGAAUCCUGUAGCAUUAAACCAACAAGGAAACCUCCAUGUUCGAACUCAUUCUCCGAAGUGGACAAUCUCAGAGGAGAAAAUAAGGUCUGGGAAAAAGGAAACAACUGAAUCAGAGACCAACACCAUCGAUCGAACUAUCGCGAACCUCACAUUCGAUAAGAUGGAUAUGAACGUUCGAGACUUUCCGGUUUGCCACACCCGACAACUCUAAGCAAAAUUGUCAUCGAAGUGACUGGAAAAGCAAACACGAGUUUCAAGUCAGUCGCUCAGAGAUCCAUUACGCUAGGCACGAAGUGAUGCCGGAGUUGCAGACAUGGAUAUGCCUCGAGAACUGAUGCAACCGACAAGAAUACCACGACUUAAAAAGAAUGAUUGAAAGGGAAGCUCAAAGGAAAAGAUUUAGAUUAAAUUCUUUUGGGCGUGUUUCAAUCAUUGAAUAUGUGUAUAUAUUGCUGCUGCUCUCUGCUCGGCUCAGUUUUGAUAGAAGCAGUUGUAGAAAUUGCUUCAAAUUGCAUAGUACCAUGUGUUAAUUUUGACUCACCAUGAAUGUUACAUUAGUAUGUAUUUAAUGCUUUAGUGCCAACAUAUUGAAGUUUCCAAGACCGUUGUUUAACAUCAA
Molecule: messenger RNA, 1434 nt
Organism: Gossypium raimondii (Peruvian cotton)
Lineage: Eukaryota; Viridiplantae; Streptophyta; Magnoliopsida; Malvales; Malvaceae
Product: protein LNK3
Exons: 6
Coding region: 190-1026 (278 amino acids)
Biological process (GO): regulation of DNA-templated transcription; circadian rhythm
Source: RefSeq, a predicted model, not a curated record